This is a messenger RNA of Oncorhynchus nerka (sockeye salmon), 10562 nucleotides long. Its product is annotated as M-phase phosphoprotein 8-like. The record is from RefSeq and is a predicted model, not a curated record. The transcript is spliced from 9 exons. Gene Ontology annotation, cellular component: cilium. The coding region runs from base 213 to 5597 and encodes 1794 amino acids. Gene Ontology annotation, molecular function: protein binding. NCBI's taxonomy places the organism in Eukaryota, Metazoa, Chordata, Actinopteri, Salmoniformes, Salmonidae.
AGACGCCUACUCAGUCAGCCCGCCUAGUCUAUUAGCCCCCCGCUCUUUAAUGUUAGUUAACCAGCUAGCCUAACAUACAGUUGUUGUGGCUAACAAAGCUAAUAAAAAAAUGCUAACGUGUAUUGUAGAUAGUUAGCUAUCUCAGGGCUUGGCUUUAAUACCGGCGAAGGCAUAAUAACAUAAUUACUGUUGUUUAUUCCUGUUACGAUAAAAUGGCGGAAAAGCCAGAGGCUGGCGACAGCGAAGACGAGGUUGAAGAUGUUUACGAAGUGGAGAGGAUUAUUGACAUGCGAACGGAGGAGGGGGAGGUCCUGUACCGCGUUCGCUGGAAGAACUACUCAUCUGACGAUGACACCUGGGAGCCUGAGGCCCACCUGGAGGAUUGCAGGGAGGUGCUGCUGGGCUACAAGAGGGCUCUGGCAGAGGCUAAGGUCAAGAAAGACCAAGAUGCUAAGAAGGGCAUGGUAAGUCCUAUCCAGGAGGAUCAUAGCCACCAUAAGAAAGGCUUGAAGCUGCCCAUGAAGAGUGACGUGUUCGAUGCCGACUCUGACAGUGAUAAAGACAAGCCCACAGACCUGCCUGUCAAGAAAAAGAAAAAGAAGAAGCCCCAAGAAGAAGAGGCACUUCCUUCGAAGGAGAAGAGGAAAAAGAAGAAAGACAAGCGCAAGGAGGACUUCAGGCCUCGUCCGGCACCAGAGUCUGAUGAAGAGGAGCUUUCCCCUCCCCCGACCCCGGGCCGCAAUACCAAGAUGUCAGACUCCAAGAAGAGAUUUGUUGAAUCUGAUGAGGAAGAAGCCCCCGUGCCCUCCAAGAAGCACAGGAAGUCCAAGGAAGGAGGAAAGCAUAGGAAAAAAGAUAACAUGGAGGAAGGGAAGAAGAAAAAGACAAAGAAGGAUCAAAGGGGUGAUCUGGAGUCCACCGAAGAUGAGGCCACCGCCCCCCUGGAAGAGGAGCUUAGCGAGGGGCCAUCUGAGUCCCAGACGGAUGAUACCACACCAACUGAAAAGUCUCGCAAUGAUGACAAGCCCAAGAUUAAGAAGGGAAAGUCAGACCUGAGGCUGCAGGGCAUCAAGGACUUCCUUCAGGACAGGAAAGGCAAGAAGCCGGAAACUACUUCGCCCACGCUCUCCACAAGCGGCCUUGCAAAACUCAAGAGCCUCGCCUCCUUCAAGAGCCAGAGCCGGGAUGAGCCCACACCAACCUCUGACUCCAGCGACACUCCAGCCCACGUCCACAAGAAGGCCAAGGGCAAAAGCCAGGAGGCAACUUCUGCACCACCAAAAAUCCCCUCGUCCUCCUCUGGUGCAGGGGCCAGCACCAGCAAGGCCCGAGAGGAGGAGUCUAAAGAGGAAGUGGGCGGGGAUAAGGAACCAGCCACCUCUACUAACCUGUUUGAGAAGUUCCUGCUGAACUGUGAGGCCAAGGACCGCGUUCCCCGCAAACAGAUGGUCCACCAGCCCACCCCUGCAGAGAACACUAAACCACUGAAGCUCAUAGGGAAAGUUGAGAAAAGGACCAAGCCGACAAAGGAGUCACCUGCUCGGAAGCCAGAACCAGACAAGACCAAACAUAAAGACGCAUUUCGGCCCAGUCAGAGCCCUGCUGCUGUGGAGACUAGUGACAAGGCAGAGGAUGAACACGCCCAGAAGUCAAAGUUUGGUGGAGAUGAACGGAGGGAAGAGGCUCAACGCUUGGAGAGGAGGACCCAAGACGAUGACAGAAGGAGGAGGAGGAGGGAAGACAGCGAGCCACGCCUCUUCAUCGCCUGCGACGACAAUCAAGACGCCUUGGAGAGCGCCGACAAGUCUGACAAAGGACAAGCCUCUCUUAACCUUGGAAUGGACCUCAACUUGGACUGGAUGACACUGGAGGACUUUCAGAAACAUUUGAACGGAGAGGAUGAGAUUCUCUCUGCUCCACCGCUAUCUCCCAGUGAGCUGCGGGAUGCAGUGAAAAGCGGGGAUUACAUGUCUGUGAAACUUGCACUCAAUUCCAAAGAGGAUUACAAUCUAGACCAGGAGGCAUGCGCUGUUGAACAGAAGAGUUUAAGUGGCAAAGAGAAGCAUUUAAAUGAGGAAAAGAAGAGUUUAAGUGAUAAUGAAGAGAGGCCUUUAUGUGCAGCAGAUAAUCCUCACCGCAGAGGAAAUCCUCACCGUGAGAGGAGUCCUCUAUACAAAGGGAAUCAUUUACACAAGCAAGAGAAUCCUUCACACGAUGAAGAGAAUCCUUCACACGAUGAAGAGAAUCCUUCACACGAUGAAGAGAAUACUUCAUGUGAUGUGGUGAAGACUUUAUGUGACAUGGAGAGAGCUUUAUGUGACAUAAAGAAUUGUGCUGAAGAGAGCAGUUCAAGUGACGACGAGAACAGUUCAGGUGAUGAGGUAGAAGGACAAAGACUGGAUUCAAAUGUCCCAAGUGGGUCAGAUCCUCUUCCAUCUAAAGCAGAAAGCUCCUGCGAUAAUAAUGUAUCUGAGCAGUCCCUUCAAAAAACCUCACAAGCUAAAAAACCUUGCCGCAAAAAAUGUGUGCCACGGAAAGGUACGAGGUCAAACUUACGUUCUAGCACAAAAAUGACAGUCAGCACAUGUAGUAUGACAGAUGACGGUAAAAGAAAAUGGGACAAAAAGUACUUCUGCCUUUAUUGCAAUGAACCACACCACAAAAUUGCAAGACAUUUAGAAAGGAUGCACGCAGAAGAAGCAGCUGUCGCUCAUGCUAUCAGCUUCCCCAAACUCUCUAAAAUCAGGUCUCUCUUGCUUGACCAACUCCGUAACAAAGGCAACUAUCUACACAACUUGGAAGUUCUUCAAAGUGGAGAUGGAGAAAUUGUCACAAAGAAAAGACCCUCUUACAAUGGUGUUUCUGUGCGUGACUACCUGCCCUGCCAAUACUGCUUAGCUUUUUUCAACAAAAUUGAUUUAUGGAAGCAUGAGGGCUCAUGUAAAGCCAGAAAAGGACAAGAUGAAAAGAGGGGAGGAAAAAGAGUGCGGGUCCAGGCUGCGUCCUCUCGACUUCUUCCACUGCCUGUCUACUCUACUGGAGGGUGUGAAGAAAUAAUACACAAUAUGAAUCAAGAUGACAUUCAAUGCCACAUCAAAAAUGAUCCCCUGAUAUGUAAAUAUGGCAAUGCAUUAUCUGCAAAGCAUGCCCAUGCCAAGUCACAGUUUACCUAUAUUAGUUCAAAAAUGAGGGAAUUGGCUAGAUUUGUACUUACUGUAAAUGAGAUGGACUGUGGUGUCCAAUAUCUGCAUGAAGUAUGUGUACCAUCCAAAUUCAAAUUGGCCGUUCAUGCUGCCAGGAAAAUGAGUGGUCAUGACCCUACCUCCGACAGGUACAAGACCCCAUCUCUUCCUUUAAAGAUUGGCUAUUCCUUGAAAAGAGCUACUGAAAUAGCUUUUGGGGAGAGUCGUAUGACAGAGGACCGUGAGGCAGAGGCACAAGCCAAAAGGUUCAUUGAGCUGCUUGAAAACAAUUGGAAUAACUGUUUUUCCGGUCUGUCCCUGAGUGAUGUCCCUCAGUGUGAUGAAGUUGAUGUGACUUCACUAACUGAGGAUUUGAUUAAACUUCAGAAGUUUCUCAAGGUUGCAGAGGACAGAGCAAAGAGAGAAUUGCUCGAGAGCCCCACCAACGCUGUCUGGAAAAUGCUCAAUGAAACUCUUCUUGCCGAAAUAGCUCUCUUCAACAGAAAAAGGACAGGAGAGGUUGCGAAAAUGCUGUUGGAAACGUACACAAACAGAAAGAAAUCUCCAGCUAGUGCAGAUAUUUUCAAUAGCCUCUCAAGGCUGGAACAGGAGCUUGGUGACGACAAAUUAACCAGGGUGGAAAUAGAAGGCAAAAAUGGUAGAACAAUGCCGGUCCUACUAACGGCGAGGAUGAUCUCAUCUCUUGAGAUCCUAAUUGCAAACCGAGACAAAGUUGGUGUGUCAAAGGACAACCCUUAUGUCUUUGCACGGAGCCCAGAUGCAGCAAGCUACGUCAGAGGGUCUGACUGUUUGAGGAAAUUUGCACGUGCGUGUAAUGCAAAAAAUCCUGAAAGUCUGAUCCAUGCUACAGUGAGGAAAGAGGUUGCUAUCCAUUGCCAAAUUCUGAACUUAAAUGAAAGUGAAUUGGAUCAGGUGGCAAAAUUAUUGGGACAUGACACCCAAGUCCACAAAGAGUACUACAGACUGUCUGAAAACGCAGCACAUCUAGCAGAAAUCAGCAAAUUGCUGCUUGCAAUGGAUCAGGUUCCAGUGGUAAUACCAGGACCAUCUGAGGAAAGGAUUGUUUCACCUACAUAUGGGACAUAUCCAGCAGGGACAGAUUCUGCAAGGACAUAUCCUUCUGGCACAUAUCCCACUGGGUCAUCAUAUCCUACAGGGACAUAUUCAGCGAAGUCAUAUACUGUAGGGUCACAGCCUUUAAGGUCAUAUCAUGCUGGGACAUAUCCUUCAGGAUCACAUUCUCCGAGGUCAUGUUCUGCAGGGACAGAUUCUGCGAGGGCAUAUCCUCCCGGGAUAAAUCCUGCAAGUUCAUAUCCUACUGUGACACAUCCUGCAGAGACCUAUCGAGUAGCUUCAUAUGCUUCAGGGACAUACCUAGCAGAGACGCAUGAUGCAAGGUCAUGUACUGAAAAAACACAACUUGCAAAUGCAUGUCCUGCAAGUCCUUAUGACCUCUCAUCUCCUGCUAGAUCAUUUUCUUCAGGGAUGAAUCCUGUGAGGUCAUAUCCUGCUGGAACAUAUGCUGCGCAGACACUUCCAGCUCAAACACUUCCAGCACGUACAGUUAUUAUACCAACACUUCAUGCGCAGACACUUCCUGCCCAGACGCUUCCAACACAGACACUUCCUGUCGGGGCAGUGCCUGCGGGUGCAGUUCCUGUGGGGGCAGGUUCUGUGGGGACAGGUAAGUUGGGCACAGUGUGGAAACAGAGGAUGUGGAGUGAUGCAGCUAAGGCUGCAGUGAACCGUCAGAUGGGACACUUUAUCUCAAUGAUGGAGGUUCCAGGUAAACGGGACUGUGAAGUUUGCCUGCACAAUGAACCAGCUCUAAGAGACAGGACAUGGAGGGACAUCAAAAACUAUGUGCACAACACAGUAAAAUCUAUAAAACGAAAGAAUGGCCUUACAAGAGUGGACCCCACAAAACAGACAAAGAAAGGAUUGUCAAAGAAACAAAAAGAAACAAUAGAGGCUAAGAGUGCUAAGGACUGGGUUGGUGGAACAAUGACAGUACCUGAACAGGGUCAAGAGGCAGGUCCUGUGGCAACACCAAGGAAACCAAAGAUAUGGAGUAAUGAGGCUCAGGCUGCGGUCAGGCGGCAGCUAGGAGACUUCACUAAACUGAUGAAGAUUCCAGGUAAAAAGGAAUGUGAUGCAUGUCUUGCAGCUGAACCAGCUCUGCAAGGCAGGACAUGGAAAGAUGUAAAAAACUAUGUGCAUAACACAUUAAAGACUAUGUGCAGGAGGCAUAGUUCAGGCAAACAAAACAUGGACCAUGAGAAACCAAGUCCAUAUACACAGAAUCCAGGGAUGCAACAGAAUCCAGGGGUGCAUCAGAAAUCAGGGGUGCCGUUGGGACUUCCAGAAGAGCCUCCUGUUUAUCUGUCCUUGUGAUUACCUUGAACUAGAACCUCCCAGGGUUCAAGGUAAGCAAGGAUGGAGAAAGGAGAAAAUGAUUGCUUUUGAUUUAAUCUGACCAUCCUGGCUCACUCUGAUCUCACUUUAUGGCAUAAAGCAAGAAUUAAGUAGAAUUUGAACCAUAACACUACCUACUUUAUUCAUUGAAGUAUCUGUAGCAACUACAUAGUGACAUUAUGCAUGAACUUGUUCAGUCGAUAAGGGAAUUUUCAGAACUUCUUUUGAAUUGUAGAAUGUCCUUGGCACAGUGUAUUAUGUGGCGCCAAAACUCAAAGUCCUUUGGUAAAGGUCUCACAUUUGCAACCAUGGCGAGAGGAGGCAAGUAAAGAUGGACUCAAACUAAAAAAGGUAUAUUUAACAAUUCCAAUUAUCCUUUUAUAUAAAAUCUGUCAAACUGAAUCUUCUGGGUCAGCAACAAGGCUCAUGGACGCACUUUCGGAAUCCAAACGCACCCCAUGUUUCUGUAAGACCCAUGUUGCAUAAAAAUGCCCAAGAUAACUGACUGAAAUAUAUGCUCCACAUGCAUAGAUAACAUGUACCAAGUACAGUGAAUGUUUUGUUUUCUUCAUAGAGGGAAAAAGUAGUGCAAACCUAGACAGUUAAUCUGAUGACCAUACUUUUUUGAUCACAUUACUGUUAUCCGUUACUUUCAUCAAAUGGAUCUGGAUCCAGAUGUAUAAAAUCUUAUGUGUAUUCUUGCCUGUACCGUUGUAUGUGUAGCUAAUGUAUAUGUGUAGGUUAGGUUUUGAGUUAAAGCAACUGACCAGCAUACCUGGGAAUAUAGCAGGUUAUUUUUAGUAGAUGUGCGGUAUGAAUGGGUUUCAUGGCUCCAGACUGACCAUUUAGUCGCAUUUUGUAACCAUUUGACUUGGCUGUGCAAGAAAAAAAACAUGAUCGCAUCGGUGCGAGCUGCACAUUCUACAUUGUCACCUCACUCAAACCUUCCUAUUUUUUGGGGCAGCUAAAACCAUGAUUUGGUCAAACCGUAAAGAGCCAUAUCCUCAUGAUUCCUGUAAUGUGAACGUCUGUCCCUCUGCCUAUUUCACUGGGGACUGCUGAUGUGAUGAGCAAACCGCUCUCCUCUGGGAGAAAAAGAUUGUUUCUCAUUGUAUAACAUUUCAAAAUGCAAUUGCGAUAAAAACACAGCAUUGGAAGCAACUACCGUAGUCCCUGUCUGUAGGUAUCAUUUUUAUUUCUCAAUAUUGAGCUCUGGAGCAACUAUUUUACAAACAAGCGAUUUGAUAUGGCUUUGCGAUACGGAGUGGUGCACAAAAUGAACAUUGGUUAUUGAGCUGUUUUAUUUUAUUUAACCUUUAUUUCACUGGGCAAGUCAGUUAAUAAAGAACAAAUUCUUAUUUACAAUGACGGCCCCCCGUGAUACAGCCUGGAUUCGAACCAGGGUGUCUGUAGUGACACCUCUAGCACUAAGAUGCAGUGCCUUAGACCGCUGUGCCACUCGGGAGCCCAGUAUUCAGACACCUUUACUUUUUUCCCCAUUUUGUUACGUUACAACCUUUUUCUAAAGUGGAUAAAAUGAAACAUUUUCCUCAUAAAUCUACGUACAAUACCCCAUAAUGACAAAGCAAAAACUGUUUUUUAGAAAUGUUUUUAAAUGGAAGGGAAACAAACAGGAAUACCUUAUUUACGUAACUCGAAAAUGAGCUCAGGUGCAUCCUGUUUCCAUUGAUCAUCCUUUAUGUUUCUACAACUUUAUUGGAGUCCACCUGUGGUAAAUUCAAUUGAUUGGACAUGUUUUGGAAAGGCACACACCUGUCUAUAUAAGGUCCUACAGUUGAAAGUUCAUGUUGGCGUGUUGCCUUUUCAAAUCGUGUUCUUGGGGACCUUCAAUGCUGCAGACAUUUCUUUGGUACCCUUCCCCAGAUCUCUGCCCCGACACAAUCCUACCUCGGAACACUACAGACAAUUCCUUCGGCCUCUUGGUUUUUGCUCUGACAUGCACUGUCAACUGUUGUAGAAACAUCUUGAGGAUGAUCAAUGGAAACAGGAUGCACCUGUGCUCAAUUUCGUCUCAUAGCAAAGGGUCUGAAUACUUACGUAAAUAAGGUAUUUCUGUUUUUUAUUUUUAAUACAUUUUACUAACAUUUCUAAAAAUCUGUUUCCACAAUUUUCACUAUGGAGUAUUGUGUAUUGCUGAGUUUAAAAAAAAUAUUGAAUCAAUUUUAAAAUAAGGCUGUAACGUAACAAAAUAUGGAAAAAGUCAAUGGCCCUGAGUACUUUCCAAAUGGACUGUAUAUCUUGCAUAGCAUCUCUGUAGUCUAUUACACGUCUUAAUAAAACACUAUGACUGACUUUAUAAAAUGCAUUUUUUGGGGGGGGUGAGACCAAAUUAUGGGCUGGUGCCACCAGUUGACAAAUGUUCGUCUGGAGCCCGGGGUUUACGUACUACAUUUGUGCCCGGCUAAGAGUAUGGUUUGAGCUGCUUAAAAUCCACCAAAUACAUUACGAAUGUUUCUUUGGCUGUUCUUGAAUUAGUAUCUUCAGAUGAAGACCCAGACCACCAGCUCCUUUUGAAAAUGUUUAAGUAUUAUAAAUUAGUUAUAAAUACAUGGCACAUACACUAUCCACAUUCAAUUGCUUUUGAAGCAUGGUUGAGUUUAUCAUGGAUAUUUUACUCGUCAUUAACGUUAGUAUUCCUAGCUACCGAUAUGUAUCAUUAUUUUUAUAUGUACUGAACGAAGAUAUAAAUGCAACAAUUUCAAAUAUUUCUCAGUUAUAGUUCAUAAAAGGAAAUCAUUCUAUUGAAGUAAAUUAAUUUGGCCCUUAUCUAUGGAUUUCACAUGACUGGGAAUACAGAUCUGCAUCUGUUGGUCACAGAUACCUUAAAGAAAAGUAGGGGCGUGGAUCAGAAAACCAGUCACUAUAUGGUUUGACCACCAUGUGCCUCAUGCAGCGUGACACAUCUCCUUCCCUACAGUUGAUCAGGCUGUUGAUUAUGGUCUGUGGAAUGUGUCCCACUCCUCUUCAAUGACUGUACGAAGUUGCUGUAUAUUGGCGGGAAUUGGAACACGCUGUCGUACAUGUCAAUCCAGAGCAUCCCAAACAGGCUCAAUUGGAGACAUGUCUGAGUAUGCAGGCCAUGGAAGAACUGGGACAUUUUUAGCUUCCAGGAAUUGUGUACAGAACCUUGCGACAUGGGGCCGUUCAUUAUCAUGCUGAGACCUGAGCUAAUGGCAGCGGAUGAAUGGCACGACAAUGUGCCUCAGGAUCUCGUCAGGAUCUUCACAACAUUGACAUCAGCAAACCGCUCGCGCACACGACGCCAUACACGUUGUUUGCGGUUGUGAGGCCGGUUUGAUGUACUGUCAAAUUCUCUAAAAUGACAAUGGAUUUGGCUUAUGGUAGAGAAAUGUAUUUUUAAUUAUCUGUCAACAGCUCUGGUGGACAUUCCUGCAGUCAACAUACCAAUUGCACGCUCCCUCAACUUAAUCUGUGACAUUGUGUUGUGAAACAAAACUCUACAUUUGAGUGUCCCCAGCACAAGGUGCACCCGUGUAAUGAUCAUGCUAUUUAAUCAUAUUCUUGAUGUGCCACACCUGUCAGCUGCAUGGAUUAUCAUGGCAAAGGAGAAAUGCUCACUAACAGGGAUUUAAUCAAAUUGGUGCACAAUAUUGGAGAGAAAUAAGCUUUUUGAGCAUAUUGAAAAUUUCAGGGUUAUUUUAUUUCCACUCAUGAAACAUGGGACCAACAACUUCAUGUUUAUAUUUUUGUUCAGUUUAUAUUUUUUCAAAGGAUUGAGUUUUAUCAGUAAUUUCAAUCUUCCUUGUUUUUGUUUAUAUUUGCAUCUAGAUGUUAUUUUCUUUACUAAGCCAGAUUCCCCCAGCUGCAUGACACAGUGAGCCAUCUCAGUCCUGGCGAGUUGCUUUGGUGAAAAGGCACUGUUGAUGAGGCUUGCCAGGUGGUCAGAGUUUGCGCUUGAGGACCAUUUGAAAGGUUCUGAAAGGGAAAAAAUCUGUGCACCAGGCAAGGUCAGUGACGUAUCCUAGCAAAGGGCCCAGUUAUGACUGCAUCCAGAUUGUCCACCCUUCUCCCAAAGUGACUGGAAGUGUGCAAAUAAAGUCUUUGAAAGAAGUGUGGAGAAUCCGGAUGCAGCUUGAGUGAUGGCUAAUUGGUUUGGCAAGGACGGGUAGACUUUCCAAUGGCCAUCCCUUUUUGUGGAGGCUCUAACAUGGUUCCUAAACCAAAGUCUUGUUUACAGUCACUAGUAACUUUACUGUAAUGUUCACUAAAGUUGACUUUUCAUCCAAUUUGAGGUAGUUUUCGGUUCUCCAAUCCUCUCAGUUACAAUUGAUAAGUAACUGAAAUGUACUUUGUGGAUUGGAAACGGUUCAUUCAUUCUGCAUGUGGAAUUGGUUUCAGAGAAUCACACAACCUAUUCCUCUUGUACUAAAUUUGAUGUGGUUUAUUAGGCUUUAGCUGUCCAUCUACUUGUUUUAUUACUUCUUGUCAAACGAUAAACCUUUCAACAUUUUAUAUUAAUGUUGCUAUUAUUCACUACUGUCUUAACCAUAUUGAUUUCACAGCAGUUUUAAGUUCCUCAACACUAAUUUAAACAGACUAAGUUGUAUAGGGUUUGAUAGCUGUUGCUUCUCUUAUUUAAUCCACUUGACUACUAUUAUUAUUAUAUUAUUUCAUUACUAUUGAAAGUAAUUGGACCAAGGUUCAUGGAAGAAUCAUGUAAAUAAAUUGCUUAGUUUAGUUAUCAGUUCAUGUUAUAACUGAAACAGCUCUGUUAGGUGUUAACUGAAAAAUAAUCAGGGGUUUCAACCACACCCCACUAUUUACUGUCUAAAGAUGUUUAAAUUGUUUUUUUUCACCAACAUGUAUUUGUUAUCAAGCUGCCUUUCGUUGCCCCCUGGUGCUCAUUGUGUGUAAUCUAAGAUACUAUAUUUGCUUGGUUAAUAAAUUGUUUCUUGACGUAAA